UUGAGUUUAGUGAACAGCCCAUCUAAUGAACAUCUUCUUAAGCCUUGAACCCUAGAUUUAAUAAGUAACAACUAAUAACCAAAGAUUCAAGCCUAAAGAUGAGCGAUGAAAUUUGAAAAGUAAUAAACACCUGUGGAUUUUACUGAAGAUCAAAAUAAGAUGAUGGCUUCGAGUUUGGGUUCAGAUUCUUCCACUUCCUCCGACGUUCCCCAAUUUCAUCACACCCCUUCUUUCUGCGAAGAAAAUGUGUAUUUGCUCUGCAAGAAACUAUGUGCAGAUAAAGUAGCUGAUGUAUCAGAUCUCUUUGUUGUCUUCAUUUCCAAUGAGAAUAAACAUGUUCCAUUGUGGCAUCAGAAAGCUAGCCAUAGAGCUGAUGGGGUAAUUCUAUGGGAUUACCAUGUAAUCUGCAUUCAGAGAAGAAAAGAAGGAAAGUCCAUGGAUUUAGUAUGGGAUUUAGAUUCAUCUCUUCCAUUUCCAUCAACUCUAUCAUCAUAUAUAUCAGAGAGUAUAAGGCCAUCUUUCGAGCUAUUUUCUGAAUUUCAGAGGGUUUUCCGUAUAGUCCAUGCUCCUAUAUUUCUCCGUUAUUUUGCUUCUGAUAGAAGACACAUGAAGGAUUCUCAAGGAAACUGGAUGGCUAAUCCACCUGAAUAUGAAGUGAUAGUAGCUGAAGAUGGAAAUGUGCACAACCUAAACGAGUACAUUGAAAUGUCAACAAAAGAUGUGUUGAAAGAUUUAGGUGAAGACAAGAUUAAUGCGGUUUUUACCAAGCAAUUUGGGUUAUUAGUAGGGAAUAGCAACGUACUUUACUCUUGCUACCAAUGUGGACAAUAUUUCCUUUUUCCCCAUAAUAGCAACAUAUUUGUAAUUAUUUUACCCAUAAUAACAAUGUAUUUACAUUUCUUUACGGAUUAUAUAUAUAGGCAGGCAAACAAGCAAAUUCAGAAGACCCACAAGGUUGAGAACGUGAAAACAUGUCACAGCCUUUAAAUGUUAGGAACCGUGAGGAACACCCGAAGUUAAGGACAUAUUUGCCAACUGUCAUUUUUCUUAUUACCCUACAUUAUAUAUGAAAAUCAAAUAAGAUCUAAAGUAAAAAUCAUCUCACCAUCCUCUCCAUCAAGAAAAAAAAAACCUAGCCGUCAAAUGCUUUUAACCUUUUUUGGCCACCAUGUCACCAACGCCACAGACUUAACCCCAACAGAUCUUGCAUUUGCUUCGCCACUACAGCGACCACCUCCUACUCCUUUCGUUUCCGUUCUUGCUCUGCUAUGAGCAUCAACACCAACACCAACACCUCCUCCUCCUCGUAUCAGAAUUGUUCCACCACAGCCACCUCUUCUUUACAUUUUAUUAAUAAAAAGACAAAAAUCUCCUCCCAGCUCCUCUUUAUUUAUCACUCGUUCAGAAAAUGAAAACAUAUUAUCAUUUCAACCACACCCAAUGAA
Lactuca sativa (garden lettuce) is the source of this 1445-nucleotide messenger RNA. Lineage: Eukaryota; Viridiplantae; Streptophyta; Magnoliopsida; Asterales; Asteraceae. The record is from RefSeq and is a predicted model, not a curated record.